This is a messenger RNA of Asparagus officinalis (garden asparagus), 766 nucleotides long. Its product is annotated as NADH dehydrogenase [ubiquinone] 1 beta subcomplex subunit 7. The coding region runs from base 136 to 450 and encodes 104 amino acids. NCBI's taxonomy places the organism in Eukaryota, Viridiplantae, Streptophyta, Magnoliopsida, Asparagales, Asparagaceae. The transcript has 2 exons. Gene Ontology annotation, cellular component: mitochondrion. The record is from RefSeq and is a predicted model, not a curated record.
UCCCGGGAUCGGAAACCAACCCUAGCGAGCACAAAAACAGUCCCUUUUCAGUCAAAAUCUUCGUCAUCCGACGCUCCUCCGCUUCUAGAAAACCCUAAAUCCCCAAAUCUCCAAUCGAGCUCAAUCCCGAUUCCAAUGGCGGAGUUCGAGGAAAUCAAGCUUGGAUCCUCAAAACCCAUGAUCGCGACUCAGCAAGAAAUGAUGGAGAACAGGGUCCCGAUCCCUUACCGCGAUCAGUGCGCUCACCUGCUGAUCCCCCUCAACAAGUGCCGGUCCAAGGAGCUUUACCUCCCAUGGAAGUGCGAGAACGAGAGGCAUUCUUAUGAGAAGUGCGAGUACGAGCUCGUCAUGGAGCGGAUGCUUCAGAUGCAGAAGAUUCGUGAGCUCGAGGAGAGGAAGAAGCAGAAAGGGAAGAUUGGGCAGGGGGUCGCGAUCCCGAUCACUCAGUAGACUGCCAACGCUUGAUCUGAUGUCAAAAGACAUCGUGCCUUCAUAUCUGCAUUUAUGCGUGGCUUUGUGUUUCUUAUGCCAUGAUUCACGAGGACUGUAAUUGGUCAUUUUGUGUUUCCUUUAAGAAAACCUCUCUGGGACUUGGAUAAAUGUGAAACCAACCCUUCCGUUGUAUUCUUCUUUUAGUUCCUGUGUCUUUUCGUUCUCAUGUUUGGAAACUUGAAAAUAAAGAGUUUGUUUCUCAGCAAUGCAUCUUUUAACUCUACAAGGAAAUGAACUUGGUUACUAUACGAGGUGAAGGUGCUAUCCCUCUUUU